GCCGAAUAAGCUAUUAUGUAAUAAACAAAUAGAGAGGAAGUGAGGGUCAGAGUUGGUUUGAAUUGACUUGAAUUAUUAUAAAGAAAUAUAUUCACCAAGUGAUGAAUCAAUCCAGUUGAAUUGUAAAAUUACAGUACAAUAUUAAAACUGAAAAACAUAUUUAUCAUCAGUUAUCAGAUAACACAACUGAUUAGAAAAAACCAGUGCACAGUAAAGAGAAAGUGUCUACCUAGAUCAUCAUAAUCAUCAUCAUCAUCACCAUAAAUAUCAUCAAAUAACAAAUGACCAAAUUGGAGCAUAUUUUCUCCACGUGGUAUUUUUACCAGUUUCAUCAUUUUCCAACUAAAUAAAAAGUAUCUCUCUCUCUCCUCUCUUCGUCUUUAAAAAAUUUUUUUUUUCUUUCAAGCGCAAGCGUGCCAUGUGCUUCAUCGCUUAACCUAAAUUUUCACAGCUAAAUAUUUUAUUAAAAAUAUUUAUCAAAUUAAAUAACAUUGAAUGUUGUAAAGUUAUUGCAACUGAUUGCAACUUGGUGGUUUGAGUUUCGACAAGGUGACCACAUUUACUGUGAAAUGUAGUUAUUUUUUAACGUGAAAAAUAUUAACAUAUAAUAAAUAAUAAUUGUAAAUUUUUAAUUGAAAUAUUGGAUAAUAUUUAUCAUAAAUAAUUAUAAAUAAUGGAUAUUGAUGAGUAUGAAUCACUACCAACAACUUCAGUUGGAGUAAACAUGACUGCCGGUGCAUUUGCUGGAAUAAUGGAACACUGUGUCAUGUAUCCACUCGACAGUGUCAAGACAAGAAUGCAAGCUUUAACACCAGGACCAGGUGGAGGUGGAAGUGUUCGUGCUGUAUUAACAAGAAUGAUACAAAAAGAAGGUGUUCUCAGGCCUAUCAGAGGAAUGAGUGCAAUGGUUGCUGGUGCUGGACCAGCACAUGCUUUGUAUUUUUCAUGUUAUGAAUUAAUUAAAAAUCGUAUGAUAACAAAUAAUACAUCACAAGUUAAUCAUCUUGUUUAUGGUGUUGCUGGUUGUCUUGCAACUGUUUUACAUGAUGGUAUUAUGAAUCCAGCUGAAGUGGUAAAGCAACGUUUACAAAUGUACAACUCACCAUACAGAGAUGUUAUGAGUUGUUUACGUCAUAUUUAUAAAACAGAAGGUGUAUUUGCAUUUUAUCGAAGUUAUACGACACAAUUGGCUAUGAAUGUGCCAUUUCAAAGUAUGCAUUUUAUUGCGUAUGAAUUUGGACAAUCACUAUUAAAUCCUGAUCAUUCAUAUAAUCCAAAAGCUCAUGUUGUUGCUGGAGCUAUGGCUGGUGCAAUUGCAGCAGCAGCAACAACACCACUUGAUGUAUGCAAAACAGUUUUAAAUACUCAACAAGGUGAUGUUAAAGUACAAGGAAUGGUUGAUGCAUUUAAAACUGUUUAUAAAUAUGGUGGUAUUAAAGGAUAUUUUCGUGGUUUAGAUGCAAGAAUUCUGUAUCAAAUGCCAGCAACUGCAAUAUGCUGGUCAACAUAUGAAUUUUUCAAAUAUAUUUUACAAAAUAAACAUGAUGACUUGCAUUCACUUGUUGAUCAUGAUGAUAAUGGUACUACGAUACCACCAAGUCAAACAACAAUAUCACGAACGACAACGUCAACGUUUCCAGGAACUGGAAUAUUUAAUAGCAAAACACCUGGUCCUGUAUUACUUGACGUGACACGAAGUUAGGCAAGCUAUCAAAUUAUUAAUGUAACAUGAGAAGGAGUAUAUUAAAUGAGACUUGUAGACAAAUGAAAUUAAAUUGGGCAAGAAAAAAUAGAAAAAAGAAAAAAAAAAAUUAUUAAUAAUAAUAAUUAAACUCCUGUAUUUCAAAGAGUUUAUUAAUUGUAAUAUUUUGUUAGGUCUUGAUGUAUUAUCAGAAAUUAACACACACAAACAACAUCGUAAAUAUGAAAAUAAAAAAUUAAAAAACACCAUUUGAGUGCAGGUCACUUGCUAAGUCGUUUUGUCGUAUUAAAAAAUUAAACGAUGAUGAUAAUAAAAAUUUAAAGAAAAACACGGAAUUAAGCACUUGAAAUCACAGAUAAAAUUAUUUUUAUUAUUUGAAAAUAUUAAAAACAAGUUACCAAUUCAUUUAGUUAUGGUUUAACUCUGUAUAUUCUUCCGAUAAAUAAUUAUUACAAUUAUUUAUUUAUUUAUUAUUAUUCGGUUGUUUAAAUUGAGAUUAAAAGACAUUAUUUUGGUAUUUAAAUUACUAUUUGAAAAACGAAAAAAAAAUGAUAAUAAUGAUACGAGAAUUAUAGAUACUUGACUCACUGAGAAAAUUUAAAAAAAAAAUAAUUCGAAAUAUGGAAAUUAUUUAUUACCAUGUUUUCGAAAAGAUGACAAAAAAAAAAAAAGUAGUUAUGAGUUAUUAUUAAUCGCGGUACAAAAUACAAGAUAAACAUUGGAUAUUUUAAAUUAAAAAAAGAAAACAAUAAUUACGCUGAUUAUUAAUGCACGAAAAAAAAAA
Molecule: messenger RNA, 2486 nt
Organism: Aphidius gifuensis
Lineage: Eukaryota; Metazoa; Arthropoda; Insecta; Hymenoptera; Braconidae
Product: mitoferrin-1-like
Exons: 6
Coding region: 674-1702 (342 amino acids)
Biological process (GO): iron import into the mitochondrion
Cellular component (GO): mitochondrial membrane
Molecular function (GO): ferrous iron transmembrane transporter activity
Source: RefSeq, a predicted model, not a curated record